Messenger RNA from Sinocyclocheilus grahami, 1122 nucleotides. Its product is annotated as zinc finger protein 492-like. Lineage: Eukaryota; Metazoa; Chordata; Actinopteri; Cypriniformes; Cyprinidae. The record is from RefSeq and is a predicted model, not a curated record. The coding region runs from base 1 to 957 and encodes 318 amino acids. Gene Ontology annotation, biological process: regulation of transcription by RNA polymerase II. Gene Ontology annotation, molecular function: RNA polymerase II cis-regulatory region sequence-specific DNA binding; DNA-binding transcription factor activity, RNA polymerase II-specific. The transcript is spliced from 2 exons.
AUGAGAGAUCCAGAACCCUGCAGAAUCAAACACACUGAAGAGCUAACAGGUAGUAGCAAAACAUUUUUGAGGGCUUCAGAGCUGAAGACACACCUGAGAGUCCAUACAAGGGAGAAGCCACAUUCAUGUAAUUUGUGUGGAAAGAGUUUUUCACAUCUACAAAGUUUGAAAUUACAUCAGAAAAUACAUACUGGUGUGAGAGAGUACAUGUGCUUUGAGUGUGAAAAUACUUUUACUUCAGCAAACUGUUUAAAACUGCAUGAGAGGAUCCACACUGGAGAAAAACCGUACAAGUGUUCACACUGUGACAAGAGAUUCAAUCAGUCAGGAGACCUGAAAACACAUGAGAGGAUUCACACUGGAGAGAGACCUUACAAGUGUUCACACUGUGACAAUAGAUUCAGUCAGUCAGGACAUCUAAAAACACAUGAAAGGAUUCACUCUGGAGAAAAACCUUACAAGUGUUCACACUGUGACAAUAGAUUCAGUCAGUCAACACAUCUGAAAACACAUGAGAGGAUUCACACUGGAGAGAAAGCUUAUAAGUGUUCACACUGUGACAAGAGAUUCAGUCAGUCAGGACAUCUAAAAACACAUGAGAGGAUUCACUCUGGAGAGAAAGCUUUUAAGUGUUCACACUGUGACAAGAGAUUCAGUCAUUCAUCAACUCUGAAAACACAUGAGAGGAUCCACACUGGAGAGAAAGCUUAUAAGUGUUCACACUGUGACAAGAAAUUCAGUCAGUCAGGACAUCUAAAAACACACGAGAGGAUUCACACUGGAGAGAAAGCUUAUAAGUGUUCACACUGUGACAAGAGCUUCAGUCAUUCAUCAACUCUGAAAACACACGAGAGGAUCCACACUGGACAGAAACCAUAUCACUGCACUGCAUGUGGGAAGUGUUUCAAUCAAUCAUCUUCUCUACUCAGUCAUACAAAAAACAUUCACAGUAAGUAGAUCAUCUUCAGAUCCAGCACUUUCAGAUCUGAUGCUGCAAUAUUUCAUCAAGCAAUAAAAUAUCAUCUGGAUAAAUCUGUCCUAACCAGUCAUUACAAGCGACAUGAUGAAGAAAUAUUGUCUAAAGUUUUCACAGUGAAUAAAGUUAAUCUUCAUCUUCAAAAC